This is a messenger RNA of Fusarium musae, 1296 nucleotides long. RefSeq lists its product as uncharacterized. Gene Ontology annotation, cellular component: cytoplasm. The transcript has 2 exons. Gene Ontology annotation, molecular function: flavin adenine dinucleotide binding; electron-transferring-flavoprotein dehydrogenase activity. The record is from RefSeq and is a predicted model, not a curated record. NCBI's taxonomy places the organism in Eukaryota, Fungi, Ascomycota, Sordariomycetes, Hypocreales, Nectriaceae. Bases 1 to 1296 code for a protein of 431 amino acids.
AUGAAUCUAGAGCAGCUAAGUUUCUAUUUCGACUUUGUCAAAGUCAUCGUGUCGCAUCUUGCCAUGAUGGCAGUGCAGAAAGGGCAGUCGAUUAUUCAUAGGGCUACGUAUCGACUGUUACCUGACUCACGUGUCGUCGUCGUCGUCGGAGGUUCUUUUGCGGGGAGUCUUGUUGCCCAGCGCCUGGCUCACACGCUGCCCUCCGGUUAUCGGGUCACUCUCAUUGAAAAGCACUCUCACUUCAACUACGCGUUCAGCUUCCCUCGAAACUCCGUCUUGUCAGGACGAGAGCAUAAUGCCUUCAUUACGUACGACAACAUCGCUGCAGGUGCUCCGGAUGGCAUCUUCCAGCGAGUCUGCGACGAAGCAACUGAUAUCACGGAGACCCAUGUUCACACCGUCGGUGGUGUCUCCCUUCCUUACGAUUACCUCGUCAUCGCCACUGGCGCAGCCCAGCCUCCUCCAGCUCGAUUGAAUGCACGGAUCAAAGAAGACGCGAUUGAAGAGCUACGAGGGUUCCAGCAACGCGUCGCCAAGGCCGACAGAAUCGCGGUCAUCGGCGCUGGAGCGGUUGGUGUUGAACUGGCUGCCGAAAUCAAAGAAGAGUACCCCAACAAAAAGGUUACCCUCAUUCAUUCCAGACAACAACUUCUACCAAGGUUUGGUCGGAAGCUCCAUGAUCAUGUCAUAUCUGCACUUAAGAAUCAAGAUAUCGAGGUCAGAUUAGGCGAGAGACCUGACUUCCCAAGUGAUGCUGGCCAAUCUGUCCAGGAGACCAGUCUCACCUUUUCCAACGGAGAGACCAAGACCUUUGACCUCGUGGUACGUCAACAGACGGACAUUGAAGCUAUAAAGUUAACACGAUUUCAGAUUCCCUGCACCGGCCUUCGCUCACGAUCUGACAUCCUCGCCGCAUAUUCUCCCAAGAGCAUUGCAUCAAAUGGCGAGAUCUUAGUCAAACCAACACUCCAAGUCGAGAACCUGCCCUCGCCCCAACAACACAUCUUUGCAGUCGGCGAUGUUGCCCAGACUGGAGGCGCAAAGCAAGCUCGGGCUUGUAUGAUGCAAGGCGAGGUUGCAGUCCAAAACAUACUCAGCCUUAUCAAGAGGAACAGUGCCACCAAAGAAUACAAGCCACAAUUCUUUGAAGGCAUGCUAAACUUGACAUUGGGGACGCAUAGCGCUGUCGUGCAUAUCCAGAAAGGAGAUUACGAGCUGCUUAAGGCAACUAAGGGACCAGACGCGGAUUUGGAUGUAGGAAAGAUGAGAUGGCAGCUCAAUGCAAAGUCGGGAUGA